UGUAACGAUUCAUCGAUGCAUCGAUGCAUUGUGAUCUGUCCUGUCCUCGAUGCAUGCAUCGGAAAAAAUAAUUAAAUACCAAUACAUCGCGAUGCAAUACAUAUUUCACCUCCCGAUGCAUCGAUAUGGUGGACAAGUAUCGCAAUACUGGAAUACACUAACAGUGUCUUCCAGGAAAAUAAUGACAAACGUAAUUUUUGAAAGACAGAAGGAUGAAAAAUAACAAACGAGCACGACUGUUAUCAUAUCGUUGUCAUCUCGUUUCCGGUUUAGGGUAAACCAUGUCCGCAGUAAUAUAACCAAGUUUGAUUAAUUCAUAUAAAUGGGCUGAUGUUCUUUUAACUUUAUUUCUUCUUUUAAUAAUAUAUAAGAGAUCUACACGAGUACACGUGUCCAAGAAAAAACAUCUAAUAAAUAUGAAUUUGUAAAUUAAGUCGCACUUGAAAUCGGAUUAAAAUAGUGACGAUAACAAUAUGCCCAUCUGCUAUUCGUCACUUAUUUAUACUUAUAUUUCCGCUGACAUCAUUUUCCCGUAGAAAAUAAAAAUGUCGACUGCUAAAUAUUUAGAAGAAGGGGAAACCAUUGUAAAUCCGCCAUCCUCAUUUAAAGCACGUGUAUGGGAGCAUUGUGGCUUCCUUGGAAGAACUAAAGACGGUACUGUAUUAGAAGACCGAUCCUGGAGUGUGUGUAAAAUAUGCAAAAUGAAAAUAAAGUACUCGGGAAAUACAACCAACUUGAGCACGCAUCUUUCGAGAAAACACAGUGUCAUGAUAGAAAGAGACAAAAAAACUGACGAAACUAAACAUGUAAAGACACAGCCAACUCUUUUGUCUAUGGUAAGUUCUUCAACACGCCGAACUUCUACAGAACUGAAUGCUAAAGAGAAAGAUGAAAUAACAAGGGCUGUCUGUGAAUUUAUUGUGAAAGACCUUAGACCAUUUAAAGUUGUUGAGAAUACUGGUUUCAAACAUUUGCUUGCAGUUCUUGAACCAAGAUACAAAUUGCCUUCACGCCAAUUUUUUUCUGAUAGACUUAUUCCUGAAAUGUAUGAAAGUGUUAAAAAAAGGGUUGUGGCUGAACUAGGAAUUGCACAUGGAGUUGGUUUGACAAGUGAUGGUUGGACAUCUAGGAGCACAGAAUCCUAUGAAACUAUUACUUGCCAUUUUAUUAGCCAGGAUUGGAUAAUUGAGUCACGUAUUCUUCAGACAAGGACAUUGAGUGAAAGUCACACUGCUCAAAACUUGUGUGAAAAUUUAAAAGAUGCUAUUGAAGAAUGGGGGUUAGUCGAUAAUGUGCAAGGUAUAGUGACAGACAAUGCUGCCAACAUGACAUUAGCUGUGAGAAUGACUGGCAUACCAAAUAUUCGUUGCUUUGCCCAUUCUCUGAAUUUAGCGUCUCAGAAAGCUUUAACUGUACCAUCGAUUUCAAAACUUCUAGGGAAAGUUAGAAAAGUUGUAACUUUCUUUCAUAAGAGCUCUACUGCUACAGCUAUCCUUAAAGAAAAGCAAGUUCUUCUUACAUUGCCAUGUCAUAAGCUAAAGAUUGAUGUUCAGACUAGAUGGAACAGUUCAUAUGACAUGAUAGAGCGCUACUUAGAGCAUCAAAGCGCAGUACAGGCAACUUUCCUAUGUAAAGAAAUAAGAAAGAAAGUAGCUGAAUUCCCAGCUUUAUCUGACAGUGAUUUUGUCCUUGCUGAGGAUUUCAUAAAGAUCAUGGAACCUAUGAAACUCGCAACAGUAACCAUGUGUGAAGAGAGUGUUCCGACAGUGUCUGUUGUGCUUCCUUUACUUCACCAACUGAAGAGAAACUUUCAGCCAAAUGAUGAUGACAGCAAGGCUGUGGUAGAUCUCAAACAGGCCAUUUUUAAAAAUUUAUCUCUGAGGUAUACUCCAGAUGUCCAAGAUACAGACUUCCUUAUAAAAGCAGCUGCAUUAGAUCCUAGAUUCAAACUUUUACCAUUCUUGGAUGAGGCAGAUAGACAUAGAAUAUAUGGUAUCUUGGAGAAAGAAGCUUCAUUAGAAAAAAGAUGUGUGGAAAUAAAAGAGGAGCCAGAUGAACCCAGUAACUCUCCACAAUUGCCAAUUGCACCAGAGAGUUUAACAGACCAAACUUCUACAGAUCAAGCUUCCACAUCAUCCACCCAAACGAAAGCUGAGCCAGAUACUAAACCUUCUUCUCCAAAGAAAAAGAAGCAGUCUUUAGCUGAUUUAUUUGAUGAUGAACUUUAUGUUGUCAGUGAAACUGCACCAAGGUCAAGUUUGGAACGUGCUUCAGAUGAGGUGACAGUGUAUAGGAAAAAAGCUUCUAUAAGACUUAAUAACAGUCCCUUACAGUGGUGGAAAGAAAAUGAAGUUUCCUUACCAUUACUUGCUUCUCUGGCAAAAAAAUAUUUGGCAGUGCCAGGGAAUACUGUCCCAUCUGAAAGAGUUUUCUCAACUGCUGGGGAUAUUGUUAGUGGGCAGAGAGCUUGUUUAAAGUCAAAACAUGUGGAUCGCCUUCUUUUUUUGAAGAAAAAUCUUCAGUAGUGUGUUUAAAGAGUGAAACUGUUAAACUGUUAUGGUCACAGUUACUUCUUAACCUAAUUGUUUAAAACUUGUUAUUAUAUUGUGUUUUCUUUUCACAGGACAAAUCUUAAAUUCUUAAGUGGUGUAUCAUCUAUAUGACUGAAAUUUAUAUUUGAUAAGCUGAAUUAAAUAUUUACAAAAGAGACAAUAGAGAACUUAAAGUGUUGAAAUUAAAAAUAAUUUGAGUUCUAAAGUAAUCAUGUAGAAGGACCAAGUUAUAAACUUAAAAUAACAAGUUAAAGAGUUUAUUGUUUUGUUUCAUGCAAUAGUUUUUAUACUA
Molecule: messenger RNA, 2844 nt
Organism: Ruditapes philippinarum (Manila clam)
Lineage: Eukaryota; Metazoa; Mollusca; Bivalvia; Venerida; Veneridae
Product: E3 SUMO-protein ligase ZBED1-like
Exons: 4
Coding region: 546-2525 (659 amino acids)
Molecular function (GO): DNA binding; protein dimerization activity
Source: RefSeq, a predicted model, not a curated record